Messenger RNA from Musca domestica (house fly), 1046 nucleotides. Its product is annotated as PDZ domain protein. The record is from RefSeq and is a predicted model, not a curated record. Gene Ontology annotation, cellular component: filamentous actin; Z disc; stress fiber. The transcript has 3 exons. Gene Ontology annotation, biological process: actin cytoskeleton organization; muscle structure development. NCBI's taxonomy places the organism in Eukaryota, Metazoa, Arthropoda, Insecta, Diptera, Muscidae. Gene Ontology annotation, molecular function: actin binding; muscle alpha-actinin binding. The coding region runs from base 208 to 876 and encodes 222 amino acids.
ACGAUUGUUUAAUUGAUUUCAAAUCGAAUUAUUGUGCGGUCCGUUUAGACGUACGAUCAGCGAUUUUAGUCUAGCAAUUAAGGAAGUAUUUUUCCAAUACAAUCCUUUCGAAAACGUGACUCUGAUCACUUGGCCAGUGAUCAUUUGCGGCGUAUCCACAUUAGUGUUACAAUAAAUAACAGGUUUUUCAGAGUUUAUUGAAACAGAAUGAAAGAUCCCCGGACAAGAAUCCCGAAGUAUACUUCUGAUGCCUUUGAUAAUGUUGAAUAUCAAUUGCUGGUGACGUAUACCGUGGAAACGGAUCGUCGCGUUAUGAGCUUUUUCGAUGAACUGUGGGGUAUUGAGGUUACUGGCGGUGUGGAUCAGUUUGAACCGCUUACCAUCAUUAAUGUUACACCCACUGGUUUGGCACGCAGGGCUGGUAUGCGUAUCGGUGAUGAAAUAACACAAAUCAAUGAUACGCCAGCAUUGGAUUUGACAUUUAACGAGGCCCUUCAACUUUUCCGCAGUUCAAGGAGAUUUGUCCGAGUCUAUGUGAGAGGUGAUGUGGAUGAUGACGGUUUGGAGGAUUGGACCGUUGACUUCUGGUUUACCCCACGCCGUCCAUGGCGCCGUGACUUCAAACCCAUUCAAUGGGAAUUCCCGUGGAAUGAUCGUCGCAAACCCAUUUAUCGUGAAUCCAAUUGUUUCAUGGUCCCAUCUCGCAUGGAAGAAAAGAUUCGUCAACGUCGUGCUGCCACUUCAAUUAUGAAGAAAAAAGAAGAGGGUACUCCACAUACCAGAUCUUUGACGCCAGCCCCACGUCCGAAAAAUCAACCUGGACCCAAUUUGUUAGAGGGUGUAUUGGGUCCUCGCGGUAUGCCACCACGGAAGUGAGUGCAUUGAUGGAACCGUAGAUACACAGAUUUUCUCUCAGCACCCACUGGAUCAUUUAGCCCGCAGAUGAUGAUGGAUGAAUGGAUUUUCUGUGGAGCUGAGCAAAAUGGUGUAGAAUGUGUCCAUUGUUCUCAUUUAAGAAGAUACACAAAUGCAAAUGGAAAAACUCA